Kluyveromyces lactis is the source of this 1131-nucleotide messenger RNA. RefSeq names its product phosphoinositide 5-phosphatase INP54 (gene INP54). The transcript has a single exon. Bases 1 to 1131 code for a protein of 376 amino acids. Gene Ontology annotation, biological process: phosphatidylinositol dephosphorylation. Gene Ontology annotation, molecular function: phosphatidylinositol-4,5-bisphosphate 5-phosphatase activity. NCBI's taxonomy places the organism in Eukaryota, Fungi, Ascomycota, Saccharomycetes, Saccharomycetales, Saccharomycetaceae. The record is from RefSeq and is a predicted model, not a curated record.
AUGUCGAGAACACUUAAAGUAUUUGCUAGUUCAUUCAAUUGUGCUAAGGUGUUCCCAUUUGAUGACAUAGAUACACAGAAGUCCAUAUUAGAGCAGUUGAUCCCCCAUGUUUCACACCAUGAUAUCUAUAUAUUAGGGUUUCAAGAAUUGAUGUCGAUAUGGCAGGGUUCAUUUUCCAAUAUUUGCUUUCAAUAUCUCGAAGGUCUUUCAAAGCUGGUCUUGAAUCGAAUAAAUACGGAGGAAACAACAUUCAAAUGUGUGGACAUAAACUGCCUGGGAGCCAUUGGGCUAAUGGUUUUUUGCAAGGAAGAGCUGGAAGUAACAAAUAUCUUGAAAACUAAUGUGAAAUGCGGUGUGUUUUAUUCUAGUUUGAAAGGUGCUAGUGUUAUACGGUUCUCUAUCCUACAUGAGGGCGUUAGUGACACAAUUACAUGUGUAACCUCCCAUUUAGCUGCCAAUGAAGGGUUGAUCAAUCUGGAGAAGCGGAUUCAAGACUAUCAUGCCAUAAUGAGUUCCCUUAGGAAUGAGUUCGGUGAAAUGGAACUAAGUCAUGUCAUAUUCACCGGUGAUUUGAACUUCCGCUUGAAUAAGUUCUUCGGAGAUGUAGAUUACAGGGACCCUGAUAUAAUCUCGCAACUAUUAAAUGAGAACGAUGAAUUAAGAGAUGUGAUGAAAUCAGAAAGAGCGUUCACCCAGUUUCUUGAACCUAGCAUCCAGUUCCCACCAACUUUCAAAUAUAACAUCUCUUCACCAAAAGAUGACAUCGCUCAGGAUCCGUUAUACUAUAACUUUAAACGACAGCCGUCUUGGUGCGACAGAAUAUUGUAUUCUAAUAUCAGCAAAGACGCUAAACCAACACUAUACAAAGCAAUUCCCAGGACCGAAAUUUUCCAUUUUACAGACCACCAACCAGUAAUUCUUUCAAUAGAGCUUCCCCAUAUUGAACCACCAAACAUCACAAGAGGGGUCUCAUCUUCUCCAUCUCCCACCUCGUCUACGAGCUCUCUUUCACUUAGUUUUGGCCGAAUGGUAGAUUAUAUAAUAGGCUACUCCGGGUGGCUCUAUUUCAAACACUCAAGAAUGGGCCUACUGGUGUUAGUACUAUUUUCGAUAUACCUCUGGGCAUCUUAA